AUGGACGCACAGGCAGAAGAUAUUGACCAGCAAGCCUCUGAAUUCAAUAAUGCUGCUGCCUUUUGCGCCUAUACCAUACGGCAAAUAUCUCAGUCCCAAUCUACAGCAACACCUCAAAUACUCAUUUUCACUGAGAUUAGCUCUGAAUGGGUAGAUGAAAUAGUCAAAACUCUACAAGAUGGAGAUCUUAAAACUAGCUUUUCGUACAACUCAAGUACAAAAGUCUUUCAACUGAGAACCAUGACAACGGCCAUCGAAUGCAGCGAUCAAAAAUGGUGCUACUCUGCUUUAGCCAAAUGGGUGACAUCGGGGCUCAUUACCAUAGAUGAGCAUUUUCAACUUGCUGGGCUGGGAAAUACUCUGAUUGAGUUUACCUCUGGUCCAUAUGUUGGAUCAAAAAAAGUGGCUCAUUUCAUGAUCCAACAACCGGGUGCCUUAAUGCCACCCUUGGUCUUUGAAUCAGGGAGGGAACCUCUUCGACGUCUUCGUGAUGACAUGAAUCUUUGGAUUGUGGGGGGCGCUGGUGACGUUCACGCAGUUAUCAUCACCAAGUGGAGCCAGGUUGCCGGGACAAACCAGGUUAAUGGUUUUGUCGAAUCGUAUACGUUGGGCAGAGAUGGGACGCCCCGGUUUGGACAGAGAGAGCAAGUCUUCCCCAUUCCAGCCGGGACGCUGCCAGGAACGCAGAAAAUCCGACUGACCCGACGGAUGGUCUUUGGCAGAAGACCGAGUCCUGGUCAGAACCCGCGAGAUGUGUUUGAAUUGGAUGUCGACAUUCUGCGCAUACAUGCCAGUGGCAAUUUGAGCCGGAUGGGGCUGAGACCUGCUUAG
Messenger RNA from Aspergillus wentii DTO 134E9, 831 nucleotides. RefSeq lists its product as uncharacterized. Lineage: Eukaryota; Fungi; Ascomycota; Eurotiomycetes; Eurotiales; Aspergillaceae. The transcript has 3 exons. The record is from RefSeq and is a predicted model, not a curated record. Bases 1 to 831 code for a protein of 276 amino acids.